ACUGUGGAUGAAGUCCUGGUCCAUGAUAAGAUUAUGGUCCUUCAGUUCUGCCUGUGGAUGCUGCAAUUUCUUCCUGCCUGGUCACCAACUGUACAUGCUAAGUACAGUAGCCCUCCUGAAGUAGUGAUACCAGUGAGGGUCACCGAUACUGGGAGACAUAAUAGUUCUCUAGGGUGGCUGUCCUAUGGCCUGCGCUUUGGAGGAGAGAGACACAUUAUCACCAUGAAACGCACGAAAUACUUUAUAUCCAGAAACUUCUUACUGCUCACCUACACUGACCAAGGUGAUCUCCGUGGAGAGCAGCCUUUUGUGCAGACUGAUUGCUACUACCACGGCCACGUAGAUGGAGACCCAGAUUCCACCGUCAUUAUUAACACCUGUUUAGGGAGUUUGCAAGGCAUACUAGAGAUAAAUGGCACAGCAUAUGAAAUCAUGCCAAAGAAUCUGACUUCCACAUUUGAACAUCUCAUAUACAAAAUAAACAGGGAGGACUCAGAAUUACAUUCUAUGAGAUGUGGGCUAACAGAUGAAGAAAUAGCGCGACAAAUGAAGAUUCAGGAAAGCAAAGACUCCACACUAAUGCAAAGCCAGUAUGAGAAUUGGUGGACUCAUCACAAGUAUCUUGAAUAUUUUGUGGUGAUAGAUAAUCAACGAUAUGUUUAUAGAGCAAAUAAUGUCACAACCUGCAUGCUAGAAACAUUUGAAAUUGUCAACGGACUAAAUGGUUAUUAUCUUCAGAUAGAUAUUAGUGUGAUUAUAACUACACUGCAAGUUUGGACCCAAAUAAAUGAAGUCAAUGUAACACGAGGUAUAGGCCAUGUCCUAAGUGAUUUCUGCAGUUGGAAGAAUAGACACUUUCACAAUCGCAUUAGACAUGAUCUUGCACAUCUUUUACCCAGGCAAAGUUAUGGUGGAACUUUAGGGCUAGCUUAUGUAGGUACAGUUUGCACAAGAACUAAUUGUGCAGUUAACAGUUUCAGGACGGAUAGAUUAUCAGACCUGUCAUUCAUUAUAGCACAUGAGAUGGGUCAUAAUUUGGGUAUGCAUCAUGAUGAGAAAUACUGUACAUGUGGGUUAUCAAAUUGUAUAAUGGCCCCAGCAAAAUCUGAUUCCCCUAAGUUCAGCAACUGCAGUUAUGAGAGUAUGUAUUCCACGAUAACCAGGAGAAAUUGUUUGAAUAAUGAUCCAGAUAUAGUCGUAACCAUCAACCUCACCUUGUGUGGGAAUAAUGUGGUUGAGGAAGGAGAGCAGUGUGACUGUGGAUCCUUGGCAUCCUGUCUACAUGAUCCAUGCUGUAGCGAAGACUGUGUGUUCAAACCCAAUGCUGAAUGUGCUCAAGGGCUUUGCUGCAAAGACUGCAAGUUCAAACCAUCAGGAACAGUGUGUAGAAGACAGAAAAAUGAAUGUGACCUUCCAGAGUGGUGCAAUGGGACUUCAGCUGAGUGUCCAGAAGACGUAUACAAGAAAGAUGGGAGCCCUUGCAGGGAUGAUGGUUAUUGCUAUAAAAUGAAAUGUCCUAAACGUGAAGAACACUGUCAGAGGCUGUUUGGCAAAACAGCCAGGAGUGCAAAUAAGAAUUGCUACGUGAAAAUGAACAAACAGGGUGACCGUUUUGGUAACUGUGGUAACGAUAGCUCUAACUACAGAAGAUGCGAUAACGCUGAUGUACUCUGUGGACGAAUUCAGUGUGAAAAUGUAAGACAGAUUCCACGUAGGAGAAGCCAUGAAACAGUGCAUUGGACUCACUUCAAUAAUGUCAAUUGCUGGAGUAUAGACUAUCAUUUUGGAAUGACAUUAGCAGACAGUGGAGCAGUGACAGAUGGCACAGGUUGUGGUCAAGAUCUUAUAUGUGUUGACAGGAAGUGCAUCCAUAAGUCUGAUUUGUUAAGUAAUUGUUCAGCAUUCCAGUGCAAUAUGAAAGGAGUCUGUAACAAUAAACAUCACUGCCACUGUGACGUCAACUGGGAGCCACCACACUGUCAACUAAGUGGCUUUGGAGGUAGUAUAGACAGUGGACCACCUCCAAGGAUACGUAAGUCCAACAUAGGUAUGCUCGUACUAGGUUUAAUGAUUUUCUUUUUGGUUUUAUUUUCCUUGAUUUUCCUAAUUACAACAAAGAAAUCCCGCCAUAAACUCAAGGAAAUGUUAUACUCAAAUACUGAACCUGGCAUUGAUGACAAAAGCAAAAAUACCAAGUAA
This is a messenger RNA of Chionomys nivalis (European snow vole), 2199 nucleotides long. Its product is annotated as disintegrin and metalloproteinase domain-containing protein 26A-like. Gene Ontology annotation, cellular component: sperm head plasma membrane; external side of plasma membrane; plasma membrane. Gene Ontology annotation, molecular function: metalloendopeptidase activity. Gene Ontology annotation, biological process: male gonad development; proteolysis. The record is from RefSeq and is a predicted model, not a curated record. Lineage: Eukaryota; Metazoa; Chordata; Mammalia; Rodentia; Cricetidae. Bases 34 to 2199 code for a protein of 721 amino acids. The transcript has a single exon.